CGACUCGAUUCGGUUCGUAUACAACCCUACCUCUUGCCAAGAGGGCUUCCAGUAAGGACCGCCGCGCCAUUUCCCACUACCUCUUGCUAAGAGGGCUUCCAGUAAGGACCGCCGCACCAAGGUGGACAGCCGCAUCUGUCAAAUGCUCUGGGUUAGCCAUGUCUGCCACUGGAGAACCAAAGAUAGCGGGUUUCAGCGGCCAUGUGAUGACUGGACAGUGGGUUCCGAAGACCAGAGACCCGGCCCAAUUGUUGUGGGAGUGUGGGAGGAGGAAAAACCAACGGAGAGGGAGGGGUUAUCGCGGUCUACCAAGGAAAAGUAGGCGGCAGUGAAGCAAACGGAGGGUAUGAGCUAGCAGAAUGAAACGACGAGCUCGGAAUCGUCGAGAUAGGUGAGGUCGGCGUGGAGAAGGCUGGUUGCGUCGCUUGGAUUAGGGAGGCGCUGGCAAGGGAACCGCUACAGUAGUCGUAGAAGAAGACAUGUCUUGCAGAGAAGUAAUCGCACAUGAGACUCAUGGGAAAGAAAG
Messenger RNA from Cuscuta epithymum, 526 nucleotides. The record is from the annotation of a GenBank genome assembly. Lineage: Eukaryota; Viridiplantae; Streptophyta; Magnoliopsida; Solanales; Convolvulaceae.